This is a messenger RNA of Panicum virgatum (switchgrass), 687 nucleotides long. RefSeq names its product serine/threonine-protein kinase STY8-like. Gene Ontology annotation, molecular function: protein kinase activity; ATP binding. Gene Ontology annotation, biological process: protein phosphorylation. The transcript has 2 exons. Bases 1 to 687 code for a protein of 228 amino acids. The record is from RefSeq and is a predicted model, not a curated record. NCBI's taxonomy places the organism in Eukaryota, Viridiplantae, Streptophyta, Magnoliopsida, Poales, Poaceae.
AUGGGAAGUGCUUAUGAUGUUGAGAUCCGUCAGGACUUGCUGCAGUUGAUGAGCUGUGGCCAGAGGAACAUCCUCCAAUUCCAUGGCAUUUGCUUCAACGAAAACCAUGGGCUCUGCAUAGUGACGAGGAUGAUGGAAGGGGGAUCUGUUCAUGAUAUUAUUAUGCAGAGAAACAAAAGACUGUCGCUCCGAGAUACAGUUAGGAUUGCCCUUGAUGUUGCUGAUGGGCUAGCCUUCAUGAACAGCUAUGGCAUUGCGUACCGUGAUCUUAAUUCUCGGAAAAUCCUGCUAGACAGGCAAGGGAACGCUUGCCUUGGGGAUAUGGGCAUUAUUACCCCUUGUAAUAAUGUCGGUGAGGUCACGGAGUAUGAGACAUCUGGAUAUCGAUGGCUAGCUCCAGAGAUCAUUGCUGGAGAUCCUGAAACAGUCUCUGAGACCUGGAUGAGCAACGUCUACAGCUACGGAAUGGUGCUGUGGGAGAUGAUCACCGGAGAGGAGGCAUACUCCACCUACUCGCCAGUGCAAGCAGCGGUUGGAAUCGCCGCCUGCGGGCUGAGGCCUGAGAUCCCAAGAGACUGUCCUCCUUUCCUGAGGUCACUGAUGAACAGGUGCUGGGACAAUAACCCUCUGAGGCGCCCUCAGUUCUCUGAGAUCAUAUCCAUCCUACAGAGGCAGAAUGCUAGAUAG